AUGGGAGGGCUAAAAUCUAUAUAAGACCGAUGAUUAAGUGGUCAGCGUUAGUCCGAAAUUAGUUUUUCGCCAUGAAGGUUGCCCAAAGCUUCGUUCUACUAUGGAUUUGCCUGAUAGCUACGUGCGAGUUGCCUGGCUGCCUUGCCCAAGACUCUUGCAUGACGAAGAACAAUGUGACCAGCGCCGAACUGGAGGCCAUUUCACCAUCCACUCCCAUUUCUGAUGUUUCCUUGGCUGUCAAAUGCUACAGCAGGUGUGUGCUCGAUGAGUACAUCGGCGAUGAUGGGAGGAUCGAUCUGGAGAAGGUGGGAAGUCGAGGAAACAAACAGGAGCAUAUUAUUCUCGCCCAGUGUAAGCAGCGAUACGAUGACGUCACCGAUCGGCUCGGAUGCGACUAUUCAUUUCUGAUGCUCCGGUGUUUGUUUAAGAGCCCAACGAGCGAAACUCGACCAAUUAACCUUAUAUAAAUACGUAUAUGAAAAACGCGAAGGUUACAAUAUACUAUAUAUAUUCCAUAUACAUCAUUCGCUGAUAACAACUUAAUUCGUUGAAAUUAUUAAUCACAUUAGAGGCUUAUUGAUAUUGUUAAAAAUACAAUAAUA
Messenger RNA from Drosophila takahashii, 602 nucleotides. RefSeq names its product Odorant-binding protein 18a (gene Obp18a). The record is from RefSeq and is a predicted model, not a curated record. NCBI's taxonomy places the organism in Eukaryota, Metazoa, Arthropoda, Insecta, Diptera, Drosophilidae. Gene Ontology annotation, molecular function: odorant binding.